Messenger RNA from Phlebotomus argentipes, 793 nucleotides. RefSeq names its product proteasome subunit beta type-3 (gene Prosbeta3). The coding region runs from base 93 to 710 and encodes 205 amino acids. Lineage: Eukaryota; Metazoa; Arthropoda; Insecta; Diptera; Psychodidae. The record is from RefSeq and is a predicted model, not a curated record. Gene Ontology annotation, cellular component: proteasome core complex, beta-subunit complex; proteasome core complex. The transcript has a single exon. Gene Ontology annotation, biological process: proteasome-mediated ubiquitin-dependent protein catabolic process.
GCGUGACAUAACCUCAGAAAAACAAAACGCAGAUUCAUCGUGAAUUGUUCGGGAGUGUGUUUUAUUGAGUUUCCUCUGGAUUUUCGCGGAAAAUGUCCAUCCUCGCGUACAACGGCGGCUGUGUGGUGGCGAUGAAGGGCAAGGAUUGCGUGGCAAUCGCCACUGAUCAUCGAUUUGGCAUCCAGGCUCAAACCAUCGACACGACAUUCGAGAAGAUCUUCGAGAUCAAUCCACAGAUGUUCCUGGGACUCGUGGGCCUGCAAUCGGACAUCCUCACGGUGCGCGACAAGCUGAUGUAUCGCAAGAACUUGUAUGAGGUGCGCGAGAAUCGCGUGAUGACGCCGGCGAGAUUCGCCGCGAUGCUGUCGAGUUUCUUGUACGAGCGCCGCUUCGGGCCGUACUUCAUUGAGCCCGUGAUCGCUGGGCUGGACCCCAAGACGAGCAAGCCCUUCAUCUGCAACAUGGACCUCAUCGGCUGCCCCAAUGCGCCGGACGACUUCGUGGUGGCCGGAACGUGCGCCGAGCAGCUCUACGGCAUGUGCGAGACGCUCUGGGAGCCUGAUUUGGGGCCCAACGAGCUGUUCGAGGUCAUCGCGCAGUCCAUGGUGAAUGCCUUCGACAGGGACGCCAUCUCCGGAUGGGGCGCCACGGUGUACAUAAUCGAGAAGGACAAAAUCACCACGAAGUCCAUCAAAACGCGCAUGGAUUGAGGAAUCUACACAAUUUCUUACACUAAUUCGCUUUCUUACGUCUCUAUGAAUAAAUAUCCCGUUUGUGGAUUGGAUUUGGUGGC